Messenger RNA from Cyclospora cayetanensis, 1176 nucleotides. RefSeq names its product chromatin modification-related protein EAF1. The transcript is spliced from 6 exons. Bases 1 to 1176 code for a protein of 391 amino acids. The record is from RefSeq and is a predicted model, not a curated record. NCBI's taxonomy places the organism in Eukaryota, Apicomplexa, Conoidasida, Eucoccidiorida, Eimeriidae.
AUGGAAGCAGCGGACGGAGCGGUUGGCCUUGCUGUAGGCUCUGAAGAGCUGCGGCAAGAGGGGGCAUUGCCUUCCCCUACCGCCGAUGGGGCUAAAGAUACAGCUGACAGUGCAGCCAGCACCUCGAAGGCAACAGAUUUAGACUUACCGGCUGCAUCGGGAUCCGUGGAAGGACACGCAGACGCACACACCCCUGCCGCAGAAGCCACGGAAGCAAGACACGCCGAGGCAGGAGAAGCGGAGUGGGGUUUGUUUGGAGGAGGGGCGGACGUUCCGUCGGAUGAAGACACAGCAGUAGCCGAAGCAGCGGGCUGCACUGCCAAGCUGCUGUAUGCACAUGGCCUGGCUAACAAGCCCCUCCGAUACGAGGAGCCAGCAGAAGCAGUGCUGUUCGCUGUCAAGAAGAAGCAAAGCAGCCUUCAGGAGGCAGAGGCGCAGUUGCAGGAGCAGCCGGCUGAGAUCCAGGCGGCUCUGCAGCGUCGCUUGCUGCGCAUGAGGGAGAAGGCGAAACAGUUGCUGCCCUUCCACCCCCUGCCCUCUUGCAAGCUACUGCCGAUCCCGGAGCUGUUGCUGCAGCAGGAAGAGUCACAGCAGCAGCAAUGUACGGAGGAACAAAGACAGCAGGAUAAUCAGCAGCACGCCAGAGAUAUGCCCUGUCCGCCGCUGGAGCAGCAGAGGGAAGAAGACAAGCAGCAGAACGUAGAACCCUCUCCGACGGCAGCACCCGCCUGCACCUCACCAGCAAACUCCCCCCCACAAAUCGUCGAUCCGAAAGCACUGAAAGCUGCAACGAGGAAGGGGCUUCAGGUUGCACGGCAGCAAGCGGAACAGAUUCGGCGCAUGCAGCCACACGACAUUCUUUUUGGACACCUCUACCACAAACUUAGGGCGCUAAAGCGGAGAGCCGCUCAUGGAGAAAUGCGUCGAGGCCCGACUCAUCUUGGAAAAAAAGCACAAGACUGCGUUGCAGGGAGCGUCCGCCAGCAUUUAGAAGGUAGCAUUGGUGGCAGCAUACGACUGCCCGGUAGCUGCAACGUUUUGUGGUGUCUGGCUGGCUGGAUGCAAGCGGCAACAACUGCAGGCCGUAUUGGUGAUGCAGCUAGAAAUAAGGCUAAAGCGGCGGCAGGGUGCUCCCGGCAACGCUUUUCGCACACGCAAACCGAACAUCUUUUUUAG